This is a messenger RNA of Nomia melanderi (Alkali bee), 2189 nucleotides long. RefSeq names its product ADP-ribosylation factor-like protein 8 (gene Arl8). The record is from RefSeq and is a predicted model, not a curated record. Gene Ontology annotation, biological process: protein transport; anterograde axonal transport. Gene Ontology annotation, cellular component: lysosomal membrane. Lineage: Eukaryota; Metazoa; Arthropoda; Insecta; Hymenoptera; Halictidae. Gene Ontology annotation, molecular function: GTPase activity; GTP binding.
ACCCACUGCAACCGACUCACCUAUAAUAACGGUCAAUUACUGUAUUUCAACGUGUUAAUGUGUACUUUAUUUUUCUUUUAAUAUUUGUCCUACCGCACAAAAUAAAUUUCAAUGGUAUCGACGUCGUAGUCCACCAUAAGUAUUUCUGCGAAACGAAACGGUGCUCGAAACAGGAUAGCAUCUCGAGUUGAGAAUCUCUGGGUACGUCUUCUGCUGCACGUCAAUGCCCGAACUGUCAAGACCGCUUGGCGAGCGUACAGUAACAACGGUGAUAAAACUCGUUCCGUGUGCGACAUAUCAGUUUUAUCGUAGAAGAAAUUUGGGAUCAGCAUCUAGCGACACAUCGGGAACACCGGGUACCGCGCGAUUAGUCAGCGCCAGUCACUGACUAGCGCGGUGCAUACCUUUGGAUCUGACGGACUGACGUCGUACUCGAACGCAAAUGACUACAUGUCAAAGCCAGUGAGCGGCGUACUUUAAGUGAACGUUAUUUGUAUCUCUGCCGACGGAGCUGGAUAUCCUCCAAACGUCGAAAAAAUGUUGGCACUUAUCAAUCGAAUUUUGGACUGGUUCAAGUCCCUCUUUUGGAAAGAGGAAAUGGAGCUCACCCUCGUCGGCUUGCAGUACAGUGGGAAAACCACCUUCGUAAAUGUCAUAGCGUCGGGACAGUUCAGCGAAGAUAUGAUUCCUACUGUCGGUUUCAACAUGCGUAAAAUAACGAAAGGCAAUGUCACUAUAAAAGUAUGGGACAUUGGAGGCCAACCGAGGUUUAGAUCUAUGUGGGAAAGAUACUGUAGAGGGGUGAAUGCAAUAGUAUAUAUGGUGGACGCAGCCGAUUCUGAAAAAAUAGAAGCCAGUCGCAACGAGUUGCACAAUCUAUUGGACAAACCUCAGUUAGCUGGUAUUCCAGUGCUGGUACUUGGUAACAAAAGGGAUUUAGCUCAUGCUUUGGAUGAGAAUGGUCUUAUAGAAAGAAUGAAUUUAGCUGCUAUUCAAGAUCGUGAGAUUUGUUGCUAUAGUAUUUCGUGCAAAGAAAAAGACAAUAUUGAUAUUACAUUGCAGUGGCUUAUAGCACAUUCUAGAAGUGGUGUUCGCUAAUACGUGUAACAAAUUUUCUGUUCUUAUACAUUCUUAUUGGAAACCCAAGAUAUUGAUAGCAGAAUUGGGAUCAAACGUGCGAGGAAGUGUUCGGCAGUUUUAUUCUGAAUUAAUUGAUUGUCGUAGAAAAUUUCCUUUUUUACAUCUAAGCUUUAGCUUUCUUCGUUCAAACAUAUAAAAACUCGUAGAAAAUUUCAUUAAAAAUAAAGAAAGCCAAGAAAAUUAUGCUUAAGUCAAAUAUGUUCGAGCGAACGAUAUCGAGACACAUACAUCCUUGCGAGCACUUUAGGUAUAAGUAACAACUUUUUUAUAUUGCGUUUUUAGGUAAUCAGUUUAACACUGCUGUUGUUCUAAUAUGAAAUCAUCAGACGAAAAUAGCAUUUAAACGGUUAACGUAGAGACAGUGGUAGCUAGUACGAAUACAGGCGCGCAUACUAUCAAUUAUCAUAUAGUACACAUUCUUGAAAAUAUUUAAUUACUACUAAUAAGUCACGGCAUAGAGAUUACGUACAUUUGAUCGCUAUAUGUACACGAAUAUGAUGCUAAGUAAACUUGUAUAAUUAAUGGAGAAUGAUUAACUAUAUUAUACCGAUUUAUUAUGAUCCUUGAAAAUAUGACAGUUGUGUUAUGUAUAUACACGUAUAUACACAUAUAUGCAUAUAUAUAUAUAUAUAAAAAGAAUAAAAUGAUGUAAUCCAUUUUUUUAAAUGGAAGAUGGUCUCUGAGGAAAUUUCUACAAUCAUUGAGGAGAAGGAAAAUAAAAUAUUGUAUGUUUUUAAAACGACAAUAUUCACCAAUAUUUUUAACCAUUUAAAACGAGUUCAGAAAAGUUCUGAUUGGUCGAGGUGUAGAACGUCAUAGUGCAAUCGAUUAUAUGCUAAGUCGAGAAUCGAUUUAUGAGAUCAUGUGCGUGUUCGCUUGCGCAUUACGUGUAAGUAUAAGAAACUAUAGUCGGAAAAAGAUCACAGUGUUUUGAAAGUUUCUAUUUAUUCGAAAAAGUUAACAUGCCAGCCUCAAAUGAUGAUGAUCCCUAUGCACACGCAGCCAAGGGUCUUUUAAAAUUGAAAAAUGAUCAAGGUGUUAGCAAAAAG